UGUUAAUAAGGACACUGAACCCAAAGAUCCAUAUCCCAUUCCAAGAAAGAUUAUGGCGGAACCCGACUAUAUAGAUGAUGACAAUCCUGAAUUAAUUAGACCUCAGAAAUUAAUUAAUCCUGUGAAAUCAUCCCGCAAUCAUCAAGAUCUCCAUAGAGAGUUACUUAUGAAUCAGAAAAGGGGUCUUGCACCUCAGAACAAACCAGAGCUACAGAAGGUGAUGGAGAAAAGGAAACGAGAUCAAGUAAUUAAACAACAAAAAGAAGAGGAAGCACAAAAGAAGAAAUCAGACCUGGAAAUAGAGCUACUGAAACGGCAGCAGAAGCUGGAGCAGCUGGAGCUGGAGCAACAGAAGAUACAGGAAGAACAGGAAAAUGCACCCGAAUUUGUCAAAGUCAAGGGCAACUUGAGGAGGACGGUCCAGGAAACAACAGAAGCACCAGACUCCUAGAGCCAGUGCCUGCUAAGACUCCCAGCUUUCUUGCAGAGAGAGGCUUUUGCAAGUUGUCUCAGAUUUGUCCCUCAAGAGGAAAGAUAGCAGCAUCCAGCUGACACUUACUGAAGAUGACAUUUUUAACUCCUGGGACGUGUGGAUUAAAAAGACAGUACCAUAAAGUGAUCGACUUGCCAAAUGCAGUCCUGAGAUCAAUGGCUAAGGAGUCUGUUUGUCAGUUCAGUGUCAUGGACCAGUUUGACAUGCUUACUCAGAGAUUUUAACCAGGGAUACUAGAGAAACUCCUUCAGUGUUGCACUGCUUUCUCUCUUGUGAUCCUAGUUUAGUGGAGAUACACAGAUUAUAUUUUGCUUUAAACCAGAACAAAAAUCCUCCUGUGCUUUCUUAUGAAGCUUUGCUGUGCAGGUACAUUUUCUCCAUCUAGACCUACAGCCUGUGUAUAUCCUACAAUAAUUAAUGUUGAGAUUUUUAUCAAAUCUGGGAGGAUACAAGCUUUGUUGGUCACUGCUGCCCAUCCCCACUAGGGUAGGCAGGUGUGGGCAAACUGAAAAUGCUUAAAUUUCACCAGCAGUGAACAGUUAAGCAGCCUUAAAGCCCAGUUCUGCCUGUCUG
Messenger RNA from Chaetura pelagica (chimney swift), 1066 nucleotides. RefSeq names its product family with sequence similarity 107, member B (gene FAM107B). Bases 53 to 451 code for a protein of 132 amino acids. The transcript is spliced from 3 exons. Lineage: Eukaryota; Metazoa; Chordata; Aves; Apodiformes; Apodidae. The record is from RefSeq and is a predicted model, not a curated record.